UUCCAACUGCAAAACGACAUCCUGCAAUGGAACCAGACGUCGUCGUUUCGAAGCCCUUCGCUGUCAUCGCUUGCGUUUCGAUGGCGCUGCUCUACGUGGCGGUUCUCUACGCUCCGACGUUGCUCCUCCGCCUCCCUCCGCCUUCCUCAUUCGAAGCCUACAUGAUCCGACGCUUCCUAUGCGCCCUCGUUUCGACCGUUCUCUCUCUUUCGCUUUCUGCUCUCAUUAUCCCCGUGCAAAGUAAGGAACUGCUAUACCUUUUUGGUGUUUAUGGCAUCAGAAUGGAUCAUAUUUGGCAAGCAGUGGUCUUUCCACUUACCCUGACCUCUCUAAUGUAUGCUGGCUCGUUGUUCCUCAAGUUUCUUUUACUACUCGGCUCUUGGAGGGAACACACAAAUUCAGGCGGCGGCCUUUCCUUUGAUUCAUGUAAAUAUGCGACACAGAAGUUUGUUGCAUGGUUUUCUGCAGUGUCAACAAAUGUUAUGGCGUGGCGAAACUAUAUUGUGGCACCCCUUACCGAGGAGUUGGUGUUUAGGGCAUGCAUGAUACCUGUGCUACUGUGUGGAGGAUUUAAGCCAUAUGGUGUCAUACUUCUUUGCCCUAUUUUCUUCAGCCUGGCACAUUUAAAUCAUUUCAUGGAGAUUUAUGCCAAGCAAAACUACAGAAUAAAGAAGGCUGUUAUGGUUACAGGUCUCCAACUUGGUUACACUGUUGUCUUUGGGUCAUAUGCAUCUUUUCUUUUCAUUCGAACUGGACAUCUUCUUGCUCCUCUGGUUGCACAUAUAUGUUGUAAUUUUAUGGGACUGCCGGUACUAUUUUCGAAGAGAAGUGCGGCAGCGAGUAUAGCAUUCGUAUUAGGACUUUUGGGCUUCUUGUGGCUUCUUUUCCCAAUGACAACCCCAGAUUUGUAUAAUGAUAGAGUAGAUAAUUGCAGUUGUUGGCAAGGUUAUUGCUCAUGGAGAGUAAGAAAUUCUUCAUCGAUGUAAAAUAUAAAAGCCGCUGAGAGAACAAAGAAUGAAUUGUAUAAGAACAAGGUUUUCCUUACUAGUUAUUCUCUCGUAUAUUUGCGUUA
Messenger RNA from Arachis duranensis, 1072 nucleotides. Its product is annotated as CAAX prenyl protease 2. Gene Ontology annotation, cellular component: endoplasmic reticulum membrane. Lineage: Eukaryota; Viridiplantae; Streptophyta; Magnoliopsida; Fabales; Fabaceae. Gene Ontology annotation, molecular function: metalloendopeptidase activity. Gene Ontology annotation, biological process: CAAX-box protein processing. The record is from RefSeq and is a predicted model, not a curated record.